AUGAUGAAGAGGCAGUUUAAUCGGAUGCGGCAGCAGCUGUCCCAUCCCAACAUCACCAGCCGAGCCCAAGAAGCAACCGAGCUCCUGCCGGAAGAUCUGCUGCAGAUUGAGCAGAGGAUCGAGCCGGCCAAGCGAGCAGCUCACAGCGUGUCCAAGAGGCUCCAAGCCUGCCUGCAGGGGCAAUGCGGCUCCGAGAUGGACAAGCGAGUGAAGAAGCUGCCCUUGAUGGCUCUGUCCACGACGAUGGCUGAGAGCUUCAAGGAACUGGACACAGAGUCCAGCCUCGGGAAAGCCUUGGAGAUGGGCUGCUGCAUACAGAGCUCGCUGGCCAAAAUCCUGGCUGAGUUCGAGAUCGCCCUGGAGCGUGACAUCCUGCAGCCGCUCAACAAGCUCAGCGAGGAGGAGCUUCCCAUCAUCCUGAAGCGCAAGAAGACGCUCCAGAAGUUGAUCUCUGACUGGAACAUCAUCAAGAGCCGGCUGAACCAAGCUGCCAAGAGCUCCAGUAACAGCUCUGGUGCUGGUGCUGGCCCCGGGGCCUCUUCUGCUGCAAACAAACUGGAGAUCUUGAAGGAAGAGGAGGAGGAGGUGAAGAGGAAGGUGGAGCAGUGCAAGGAUGAGUAUAUGGCUGACCUUUACCACUUCUCCACCAAAGAGGACAGCUAUGCCAGCUACUUCAUCAGACUGCUGGAAAUCCAAGCCCAGUUCCACCGGCAGUCCCUGGGAUCGCUGGACUCAGCUCUGGCGGAGCUGAAGGAAAGCCACAGCCAGACAGAGCCCUCCUUCGCUGUAGACACGCCAGUGGCAGGGUACUACGGCGUGCCCCUAGAGACGCACCUCAAGAGCUUGGGCCGGGAGAUUGCGCUGCCCAUCGAAGCCUGUGUCAUGAUGCUGCUGGCCUCCGGCAUGAGAGAGGAG
Molecule: messenger RNA, 915 nt
Organism: Fulmarus glacialis (Northern fulmar)
Lineage: Eukaryota; Metazoa; Chordata; Aves; Procellariiformes; Procellariidae
Gene: SH3BP1
Product: SH3-domain binding protein 1
Exons: 10
Biological process (GO): regulation of actin cytoskeleton organization; regulation of Rac protein signal transduction; positive regulation of GTPase activity
Cellular component (GO): cytosol; intracellular anatomical structure; cytoplasm
Molecular function (GO): GTPase activator activity; protein binding
Source: RefSeq, a predicted model, not a curated record